CGCCUGCGCAUUAGGGCUCCGCUGGGGUGGGUGUCCAGCUCUGUAGGAGGAACGCGGUGGGAGGAAGGCUUGCGGGCGUGCGGACUCGGCUUCGGGCCGAGAGCUUUGAAGAAUUUUGCAGAACCCUGCUACCUACAGACUCUGCCAUGGACAUCAUGUAAAGAAACCCCGGAUGUAGUAGCGGACAAAACAUGAGUCAGUUUGUGUUGUGGCAUUCAGAUCCUAACACACUGGGAGAGAUUGUGGAAGACUCGAGGAACUUACGGAGUACAUUUGUUUUUCUGUCCACUUGGGCUCCAGAAGUGAUUCUGAAUGGAGAAGACGUAGGACCGGUCAGUGGUAGGAUGGACUGUGCUUGGAAGACAGGCACCCGGAGCUCUCAGUUUGGACUAGGCUGGCUGGCCAGCAAGCCCCCAGGAUCCUCCUGUUCGCGCUCUUGAAGCAUCAAGUCCCAAGAUUGUGAAGACCACGGCCCAUCCUUAUGCAUUCAGGAGUUGAGUGUGGAUGACUUCGAGCUGAAAAGCCUCUUCAGAAGCUUCAUGUGUCGCGUGCAUUGAAGCUCUGCAUUAAACCCGCUCACACAAGUUUUGGAGUCCUCUCUUGCAUCAAACCUCUGCUGCUGUAAUCUUCUGACUGUCAUCUCAGGACCUGGGUCACCCUCAUGGCACAAUGGCCAACCCUCAGGAGCACCUGAGCUGCUCCUCUUUGCCGCACUUACCCUUGACUGAGAACAGAACCUCUGGUGGACGAAAUGAGCUUGCAGCUAUGGGGAACCACCCUUCACCCAAGCUCCCUGAGGACCCUCAGGAGAGGGGGGCUAUCCAGUCAGAGCUGAUGGAGAUCACGGGCAGCCCGCUCUCCACCACAGUGCUGACCAGUGUAAGCGAGGAUUCCAGGGGCCCGUUUGAGAACAGUGUUCUUCAGCUAAGGGAACAGGAUGAGUCAGAGAUGACCCUGUCUCUGGGGAACAGCAACACUGUGGAUGGAGAGAACACGAACGGACCCGAAGACAUCAAGAUUCAGUUCAGCAGGUCAGGCAGCGGCAGCGGCGGGUUUCUCGAAGGCCUGUUUGGAUGCCUGAGGCCCGUGUGGAAUAUCAUCGGGAAGGCAUAUUCCACUGAUUACAAACUGCAGCAGCAAGAUACUUGGGAAGUGCCAUUUGAGGAAAUCUCAGAGCUGCAAUGGCUGGGUAGUGGAGCCCAAGGAGCUGUCUUCCUGGGCAAAUUCCGAGCAGAGGAGGUGGCCAUCAAGAAGGUGAGAGAACAAAAUGAGACGGACAUCAAGCACCUGAGGAAGCUGAAGCAUCCUAACAUCAUCGCCUUCAAGGGUGUUUGCACUCAGGCCCCGUGCUACUGCAUCAUCAUGGAGUACUGUGCCCACGGGCAGCUGUACGAGGUCCUGAGAGCUGGCAGGAAGAUCACGCCCCGGCUGCUCGUGGACUGGUCCACGGGAAUCGCCAGUGGGAUGAAUUAUCUCCAUCUCCACAAGAUUAUACACCGUGACCUCAAGUCACCCAAUGUUUUAGUGACUCACACAGAUGCAGUGAAAAUUUCAGACUUUGGCACAUCUAAGGAACUCAGUGAUAAAAGCACCAAGAUGUCCUUCGCUGGCACCGUCGCGUGGAUGGCACCAGAGGUGAUCCGGAAUGAGCCUGUCUCCGAGAAGGUGGACAUAUGGUCUUUUGGCGUGGUGCUUUGGGAGUUGCUGACAGGGGAGAUCCCCUAUAAGGAUGUGGACUCUUCCGCCAUCAUUUGGGGUGUCGGCAGCAACAGCUUACAUCUCCCAGUUCCUUCCACUUGCCCGGAUGGAUUCAAAAUCCUUAUGAAACAGACGUGGCAGAGUAAGCCUCGCAACCGCCCUUCUUUCCGGCAGACGCUCAUGCAUCUGGACAUCGCAUCUGCAGAUGUGCUCGCCACCCCUCAAGAAACUUACUUCAAGUCUCAGGCUGAAUGGAGAGAAGAAGUGAAGAAACAUUUUGAGAAAAUCAAAAGUGAAGGGACCUGUAUACACCGAUUAGAUGAAGAACUGAUUCGACGGCGCAGGGAGGAGCUCAGGCAUGCUCUGGAUAUUCGGGAGCACUAUGAGAGAAAGCUCGAACGGGCUAACAAUCUGUACAUGGAGUUGAGCGCCAUCAUGCUGCAGCUGGAGAUGCGGGAGAAGGAGCUCCUUAAGCGAGAGCAAGCAGUGGAAAAGAAGUAUCCUGGAACCUACAAACGACACCCUGUCCGUCCAAUCAUCCACCCGAAUGCCAUGGAGAAACUCAUGAAAAGGAAGGGUGUGCCUCACAAGGCUGGGGUGCAGACUAAGCGGCCAGACCUGUUGCGAUCCGAAGGCAUUCCUAGUACAGAAGCAGCUCCCACGGCAUCCCCUCUGUCUGGAAGUCCCAAAAUGUCCACCUCAAGCAGCAGGAGCCGGUACCGAAGCAAACCACGUCACCGCCGGGGGAACAGUAGAGGCAGCCAUAGCGACUUCGCAGCAAUCUUGAAAACCCAGCCCGCCCAGGAAAAUUCACCCCACCCCACCUACCUGCACCACACUCAGGCUCAGUGCGCUUCAGUCCAUCAACAUAACCCUCUCCAGCAGCAAUACCAGCAGUCCCCUUCUGCCCUGCCGCAGAGCCGGCAUCCCAGACUCAAUGCGCAUGGGCAGGACAUUGCAACCUGCGCCAAUAACCUGAGGUACUUUGGCCCCGCAGCGGCCCUGCGGAGUCCACUCAGCAACCAUGCUCAAAGACAGAUGCCUGGCUCUAGUCCCGACCUCAUCUCCACAGCCAUGGCGGCAGAUUGCUGGAGAAAUUCUGAACUUGACCAAGACCAAGUUGGACCCUGGGGCUGUUGUCAGGCUGAACCCUAUGAUCCCUGUUUCCAGUGCAGGCCAGAACAUUCUGGGUCUUUAGAUGUUCCCACUACUGAGCCAGUGGGGAGGGGCCCGGACCGGUCCAGUUCACCAGCGCACAAUCCUCUUUCAGGAAAUGCCCAAGGCUCUGAGAGAACGGAGGCAAAUGGGUUCAAUGGCUGUCAGUCUGGUAUUUCUCAUCAAUUCACACCCCCAAUGCUACCUCAAAAGACACGGCCCCUUCAGAAGAGUGGAGAUGACUCCUCAGAAGAGGAAGGGGAAGUGGACAGUGAAGUAGAAUUUCCUCGACGACAGAGGCCUCCCCGCUGCAUUAGCAGUUACCAGUCAUACUCAACCUUUAGCUCCGAGAACUUCUCUGCGUCUGACGGAGAGGAGGGCAACACCAGUGACCACUCGAACAGUCCCGACGAGUCCGCCAAAAGACGGCAGGACCGCCUGGCAGACGCACUGGACGACCUGCUGUCCCAGACACCCGAGGCCCCCAUCGAGAUCUCCUCCCACUCAGACGGGCUGUCUGACAAGGAGUGUGCCGUUCGGCGCGUGAAGACACAGAUGUCCCUGGGCAAGCUGUGUGCCGAGGAGCGCGGCUACGAGAACCCUGUGCGAUUUGGAGACUCGGACUGUGACUCUUCAGAGGGAGAGUGUUCUGAUGCCACAGUUAGGACCAGCAAGAACUACAGCUCUGCUACCUGGUGACAAGGGAGCCGACCCCACUCCAGCAAUAGACUCCUCCCUCCUUCAUCUGUCUGGGCGGAGUGGCCCUGUCCCAGAAACAAGCCGCAGUGACAGGGACAUGAGACUUGUCAAAUCUCUGGGAAAUACCCAACUGAAACUACGUCUCACUGAGCCUUUCAAUCAAGAAUGGCAGGGAUCUAUUAUACUGAAUACUCCAGCUACUGUAACAUUGAUAUUUAUUUUUGUUGGACAUUUUAACACUUUGUAUUGUAAAGAGUGAACUAUAUAUGAUACAGACACAAUAAUUUCUUUACAAAAAAAAAAAAAAUUAAGGAAAUGUUGCUCUUUAGGAACAACAUUUGGAAUUUGUGGGGCCAGGUGUCACUGUCACUUGAACACAGGACUGGAUCUUUCGCCCAUGCUUGAAGAGUUGUAAGGAGACAUGUUGGACAUUGAAAACACAAGCCAAAGGAAACGCAGCCACGUUAAGAUCGACUGGCUUGUCCAUGCGAAGGACGGAGAUGACCUGGAAGUUGAGUGAUUGCCUUGGAGGGCAUGGGCUUCCUCUAGGAGGAGGAGCACACAGAGCUAUCACUGCACAUAUGAAAGCCAUUUCAUUUCUUGAACGUUAAGCAGAACCUGGUCGUCAGAGCUUUAGCAGCACCAGGUCUCACCCUCAGCACAUGCUUCCCGUUCAGUGCCGCCAUUUUCACACCCCUGACCAGCGUGCUCUUCCAGACACAGUGCCAUUUCUCCUUUCUUUCCGCCUGUUGGCCACUAUGAAAAGAGCAUCUGUGACACAAGCCUGUAAAAAUUCCUUCUUGGGGUGGCUCUGUUCAGCUAUCUAAAAGCAAGACGGUGUGACCCCUCUCUGACCAGGUUGUCUACCUCCUGGAACCACACUGAUUCACACAGAAGGCAGCUAGGAUGUGCGCACCAAGUGUCCAUCCCAAACCAUCUUUAUUUUGUUCAUGAUCUCAUUCUAGCUUGGAAGCUUUGGUGGCUGUCAAUCACUGUAGCAUAAAAGGCUAAGUUAGCAGCUCGUAAAAGGUGACCCCACCACCAUCACACUUCUGUUAAAUGCUAUCUGUAAAAUACGGUAGGUUUUUUGUUUGUUUGUUUGUUUUUUGUUUUCAUUUUGAAUCACUGCAGUUUUAUUUAGUUGGGUCAGGAAAUUUGUAGAAGGAACAGCUGAUGCUAAGCAGGAAUUAGAAUUACUUUAGUUUCCCCAAAGCAUGUGAUUCUUCCUGUGUCCAGAGUCCUGGGCUAUGAAAGGUACCUCGAGGUGCUUUGUGGAGCCUUGGCUUGAAGCAAGAAAUGUCUCACAGUCCCCUGAGGGCUGGGGCACAGGUGGGCACCACCAUGCCUGGCUUAAAGAUGUUUUAUCUAGAUUUUAUGUAUACACACAUUGGCCCGAUUCCUGUCUCCAGUGCAGGCUUCUGCCAGGCAUUGCCCUGCACUGGCUGCAUUCUGAUGGUGCAUCCUGAAAGGAUGUUAGGUAUUAAGACAUUCCAACCCCAGUGGAAAUAGUGCCCCUGGGCCAGGUGUCACCCACUGACUGUGUCAGCAAAAAUGAAGUGCAGGAGGGACUCAGAGCCAGUCUUACGUUUGAUCCCUCCUUUGUUUACACUUUAUGUUGAGACAUUGAUUUUAAAAUUCAGUCUAUAAUUUUUUAGCUCAUAGGAAAGAUGAAGGAACUUGUACUAAGAAAGCAGUAUUGUUUUGUUAAAUUAUUCCAUUUUAUAUGAACUGUAGCAGGACUACACAGAAGAGCUUAAGUUAUGGCAUUGUUAUUCUUAUUUUUAUUUUAUAUCGUCAUAAUUUUCUGUUGACCAGAAGGUGUGGCUGAUGAUGUAGCACAAUGGCUGUUUAUUGCUAACCAUGAAUUAUUAUGGACUUCUGUGGUCCUAAGUGAAGGCUGGGGAUGGAGCUGCCUUCUGUCACUCCCAGCAUUCCUCAGUGUUUUCCCUGGUCUCCUAAAUACUGCAGCAAUGGUCUGUGGAGGUGUGCUCUGCCCUGACACCCAACGGGUACACUGUGAUUCUUUUUUACUUGAUUGUAAAAGCUCCUGAAUAUGCAGAUGACCAAGUAGUUUAAAGGCUUCAAAAGUUAUAAACUUUCUAAAGUGUCUUCGAAUAAAAUCAUGGGACUGUAAGAGAGGCAAAAAGAGAUUGAACGGUCAGCCGGCAAGGCAGAGCGUUUCUGUGAGGACUCAUGAGGUAGUUUCAAGAAUGGACAGCAAACCGGGUCAUCAUCUCCUUCCUGCCGAGUCCCACAGAUUGGGAAGAGCAGAGAGACCAACAGGGACAGGCAGGAUGUGCUUCUGUGACUGCCUCAGGUCCCCCGUUCCUUAGGAAUAAGACUCUUCCUGUCCCACACAAAGCAGGAGCAGCUGUCUGUCCUGUGCACACCAUUAGUGACAACAGUGAGCUCUGAAGAGCAGCUUCUGCCUGCACCUCCCAGAAAACCCACCCAGUACCUCAGCCUUCAUCAGCGUUCUGCAUUCCCACCCUGCCUGUGGGGCACACUAAGGCCACCUUAACUGGAUUCACCGUUAUGAGAUGCCACGUUAUGCCAGGGAUGUGGUGUUGAUUCGUCAUUCACUGUAGCAUCAAGAUGCGAGUGAAGUCCACACUUCUGUAGUAGAAUUAACGAGGUUUCAGGAAAGAAAAAGAAAAAAUGGUUCUAAGCAAGGUUAAAAGGGAAGAACAUUCCCUACCCUACCUGCCUUGUAGGAUUCAGGAAACUCAAACUGACUGUGUUUCCUUAAAAACAUUAUAGUCAUCAGAAGAACCUUGAGUGGAGAGAUCAGAGAACGUAAGAGUCAAUUCUUCAGUGCUGUUAGAUGCCGCCGUGCUUUGAGGAUCCUUGCCAGACCAAUUUCAAGCUUCAGGACAUACUGUGAGAUGAAUGACUACAUUCUUUGGCCAGCUUUUUUUUUUUUUUUUGACUGACUGACUACCAAGAUGAGUCUCAUUUUCUACUGCAAUCAAGCACUAGAUUUUUCUUUUUUCUAGAUUAUGUCCCUAAGUAAAAAUCCCUCUUAAAAUAAUAGCCUAGCACAGUAAUGGAGAAGCCUGUGUGCACUUUAAAACAUACCCCACCACCACUAAGUUCAGAGCUAGCUGCAGGACUGGGGGAGAUUCUGCCCAGGACAGGGAAGAUGAUGUUUCAAGAUGACUUGGGUGGUCUGGUUGAAGAUUGAGUAUUUUAAGCCUUUAGUUCCACCAAGUUAAUCCUGGAAUUAAAGUCAUUUUGAGUCAGUACUGUCUAGUGAUUAUUCAGGGCCAUUGUGCUAAAUUAUUCCCCUAAGCUUCUCUGAGUGAUGGAGGCAAUGGCGCUGGAGUCCCUUGUUACGAACACAGGCUUGUCAGUGCUCCCACAAAGCAGCCAUGCCAUCUUCCCUGUGCUCCCAUGAGGUAGCCAUGACAUCUUCCCUGUGCUCCCCAUGAGGUAGUCCUGACAUCAUCGUCUCUGUGAGCAUGUGUUCCUGUUGAUCCAGUGGUUUACUGUUAUGCCUUUAUGCCCUUCUGUCUCAGAUGUUUGUAAUUCUUUGAGAAUUGCAUACAUGUAAACAAUGAACUAUGAUCAUAUGCAGUCCAUACCCCACUAUAUCCCACCUAAACCAUCCUCCUCCCAACCUCAGGUUUUUGGAUUGUUGUUUUGGUAAUUCACUAAACAUAGUUAGUGCCACCCAGGUAUGCGGAUGGCCAUCCACUGGAGCAAGGGACACAAACAGCGGACCAUUUUUACAAAAGCGUGAUUCUCCUCCCUCAAUAGCUGUCAACUGCCAAUUAACUCCAUAAUAAGAAUAGGGCCUAGAGAUCUCCUUCCCACAUCAAUUUCUCUUUUUAAAAAACAUUUCUAUCUGGGUGCGGUGGCACAUACCUUUAAUCCUAGCUC
This is a messenger RNA of Mus pahari (shrew mouse), 7434 nucleotides long. It is a transcript of the gene Map3k13, whose product is annotated as mitogen-activated protein kinase kinase kinase 13. The record is from RefSeq and is a predicted model, not a curated record. Bases 670 to 3552 code for a protein of 960 amino acids. Lineage: Eukaryota; Metazoa; Chordata; Mammalia; Rodentia; Muridae. Gene Ontology annotation, biological process: protein autophosphorylation; JNK cascade. Gene Ontology annotation, molecular function: JUN kinase kinase kinase activity; protein homodimerization activity; ATP binding. The transcript is spliced from 18 exons.